AUGGGUCAAAUGUGUGCAAAGUGUGUCCAGCUGCUGUAUGACUUUGCUCUUUCAGUGAAAAUGCUGUCCUCAAGUCUAGUGCAGGACAUUAGGGAAUGUUUGGCUCAAAUAUAUGACUGCCCAUGCCUAAAGCGAAGAAACUUUGAAACUAGGCAACUAUACAAGCCUGCCCUUCAGAGUCAUGAAGAGGAAAUUGCCCAGGAGUUUCUGCAGCACAUUGAAAGAGGUUUUGAAAUGUCACCACUUGGCAAGGUCUCCCUGGAGGCUCUGAGGACCUUGUCAUUUUCUGAGGACUCUGGCCUGCAAAAGUCUGCUGCUCUCUAUUAUUUACAUGUAGGCCAGAACUUGAACAUACAACUGCCUCCAGAGCAUUUGGAAACCUAUUACGCUUUGCUGAAGUCUAAUGACUUGGAGGUUCAACAGAUUUCAUCUUUGUCCCUUGUCAGUUUCUUACUGGAAGGAAAUGUAUCUAAAGAACAUGUUGUCCAAAUGGAUUUACUUGAGCCAAUUCUGGAACUGCUUGAGUCAGAUGACUCCAUUCUCCAGUGUAAUUCAUGUGCCUGCAUAAUGACCCUAGCAGUUUCAGAUUCCAAUCGAGAAUUGAUUGCUGCAGCAGGAGGAAUUGUACCCCUGCUUGCCCUUUCUAAAUCUUAUGAUCUGAGAGUCCAACAAAAUGCACUUGGAGCCAUUUUCAACCUCACACAAUCAGAAUGGAUCCAGCAAAUUUUGUGUCAACAAGGGGCUCUCCCAGUUCUCACCCUUUUGUUAGAAUCUCCAGAUUCAGAAAUACAGUACUAUAGCUGUGCUGCCCUAAGCAACAUGGCCACAAAUUCUCACCACCACAAAGCCAUGCUGCAAAUUGGUGACAGGUUUCUUCUACGGAUGCUCUUUUCUCUCCUCUCUUCAUCUGUGGACAAGGUUUCAAACCAGGCUUGUGUUUGUCUCAGGAAUUUAGCCACAAAUGAGAACAUUCAGACCAGCAUUGUUGCUAAGCACAUUUUGCCUCACCUGUGCCCUCUCCUUGCAUCUAACAAUACAGAGAUUCAACAGAAUUCCAUCAUUCUCCUCCGGAUGUUAUCCCAGUCCCCAGCCAAUCAGGAUGCACUAACAUGUGCUGAAGUGCUGCAGAGUUUAGGGAAGCUGUUGCUUACCUGGAAAACAGACCCAGUGAUCAUUGGUCAUGCUGCCUGCUUCAUCAAAAAUCUAAGCCUUUCUAAAAGCAUACAAAGAGUGUUAGAAAGUCCAUGCAUUAAAGGACUCAUUCAAGCUCUCCACAGUGUGAAAUUCCUAGAAGAGGAAUCUCUUUGCUGUGUGACAUCCUGUCUUGCUGAGCUGGUGAAACAUGAAACAGCUGCAGUGUACAUGCUGGAAUUGAUGGAUGGACCACUGAUGAGUUGUCUAGUGAGACUGGCUGACCAAGUGGAACAAACAGAGCCUUCUUUUCAAGCUGCCUUCAUGAUCAAACACAUGUUACAACACGAAGAAGUGGUGUCAAUGUUGAAAUCCAGUAUGGACAAUGUUCAGCAAAUCCUCCUGAAGUAUCUUACUCACCAGGACAUGCGCUUUCAGCAUCUGGGCGUAUCCAUUCUCUGCAUUUUACAAAAAGAUCCAGAGUUUUCAUCAGCAUUCAGCCAGAGCCAGUUGAAAACACACCUUGACCAAGUCCGUAAACAAACUGAAGAAAUGCAAGAGCUACUCAAGAUUGCUAUUAGCUAUAUGGAGUCGUGAGAAACCUUUUGACCCUCUGCCAAUGUUUUCUGGAGAAUAGAUUUUUAAGCAACACAGACUUGGCUUUAGGUGAUGCAAAUCUCUGUGUGGCCCCCUUGUAGCUUAUGGAUAGGCAGCUGAUUUGAAAUGUGUUCUAGCUCACAUGUUACGA
Messenger RNA from Hemicordylus capensis (graceful crag lizard), 1879 nucleotides. RefSeq lists its product as uncharacterized. Gene Ontology annotation, biological process: nucleus-vacuole junction assembly. The record is from RefSeq and is a predicted model, not a curated record. The transcript has 14 exons. Bases 1 to 1728 code for a protein of 575 amino acids. NCBI's taxonomy places the organism in Eukaryota, Metazoa, Chordata, Lepidosauria, Squamata, Cordylidae. Gene Ontology annotation, molecular function: protein binding; protein-membrane adaptor activity.